UGGGUUGCUGGAUGGUUUUUUGUUUCCCUGGCGUGUAACUUUCCACUGGUCACGCCCGUGCAAAAAUGUUCUGCUGUCGUUUUUCCCCACAGGCCUUCUUUUCCCUCCUCCCACAAAUCUGUUUAUAACAGCUGGGAAACCUUACAUUUAAGGAAGGGGAAGAAUCCACUUUGCUAUCCUUAAUCCAAAAGGACGUCAGAGUGCAAACAGAUAUUUCUCUAAACUGUUUUUUUCAGUUAGGGAUUUGUGAUGUUGCCCCUUCCCAUUCAAUUUUGUAUAAUCGACCCUGGGGAUAGACCCCAGGCCCCACUUUGCCUCUCUAGACCCAGACACUUGCUGUUGCUCAGAGCGCUGGAAUAUAGAAAGCGGCGUUCUCAGCCAUACCUGGAGAUGCUGGGGAUACAACACAGGACCAAGCUACAGCUCUUCCCUCAUAGGAUAAAACAAGUUUCCAGUCCUCAUGGUGUUGUACUAAGGGCCAAUUUAAAUAGGAACAGAAGAAGCUGCCUUGUACUGUGUCAGACCAUUGCUCCAUUGAGCUCGGGCUCCUCAUUUCUCUUGCUUGAGAUUUCCUGCAACCUGAAGUCCGCCACCGUUGAGAUUUUGCCAAGCUGGUAGUACUCCAAUGCAUUCUCCAACACGAACUUCAAAGCCUCCCAAAAUGAGAAGGGAAAAAAUGCCCAAGCAGGUGAAUGGCACCAAGAGUCACCCGGCCACCAGUUGUGAUGAAGAGAAUGGUCUCGGUGAAGAUGUCAAAUCCUUUUUGGGUGACGAACGGCAGCUCCAUUGCUUUGAUGACCUUACCAAAGUGAAUCCUGUGACCACCACAACUGUCCUGAAGUGCCUGCAAGCGAGAUACGCCAUCGACGUGUUUUACACCAAUGCCGGCAGCAGCCUGGUGGCAGUCAACCCCUUUCGGCCAAUACCGCCUCUCUACUCGCUCGAGCUCAUGAGGGACUACCACACUGCCCCCCGCCUUCAGGAACUCAAACCUCAUGUUUUCGUGGUAGCGGAGGAGACCUACAGGAAUGUCCAGAGCCAGAUCCCACCUGUAAACCAGUCCAUCAUUGUGAGUGGCGAAAGCGGAGCUGGGAAGACAUGGACCUCCCGUUGCCUGAUGAAAUUUUACGCCACAGUCGCCUCGUCCUCCACCGUCCCCAAGGGCAGCGUAGCAGUGGAAAGGAUAGAGAAGAGGGUGUUGGACUCCAACCCAGUGAUGGAAGCCUUUGGAAACGCAUGUACCCUUCGGAACAGCAACAGCAGCCGUUUUGGCAAAUACAUCCAGCUUCAGUUAAACAGGUCUCAGCAUCUAACAAGUGCUUCCAUCCAGACUUUCCUGCUGGAGAAAACAAGGGUUGCCUACCAAGCCCCCUGUGAAAGGAACUUUCAUAUCUUCUACCAGAUUGCAAAAGGUGCCAGUCACGAAGAACGACUGGAAUGGGACGUCCCUGAAGGAGCAAAAUUCUGCUGGCUUCCGAAUCCUGAAAAGACUCUAGAAGAGGACUCCUUUGAGGUGACACGAGAGGCGAUGUCGCAUCUGGGCAUUGACUGCUACACGCAGAAUAAUGUUUUCAAGAUAUUAGCAGGUCUUCUCCACCUGGGAAACAUCCAGUUCUCUGAGGCUGAGGACGAGUCGCAGCCUUGUGAACUGGACGACAGCGCCACAGGAUUUGCAAAGACUGCUUCCAGAUUAUUAAAGGUGCCUGUAGAGCAGUUGCUGGAAACGCUGCGGAUCCGGACGAUAACGGCUGGGAAGCAACGGCAGGUAUUCAAGAAGGCUUGCCCCAAGGUUGAAUGUGGGACGAGAAGGGACUGUCUUGCCAAGGUCGUCUAUGCCAAGGUAUUUGACUGGCUGGUGGCCGUGAUCAAUGGAAGCAUCAAUGCCGAUCCUUCUGUCUGGAGCAACUUCAUAGGUCUGUUGGAUGUUUACGGCUUCGAAUCUUUUCCGGACAACCACCUGGAGCAGCUGUGCAUCAACUAUGCCAAUGAGAAACUGCAGCAGCAUUUUGUAAGCCAUUUCCUCAAAGCCCAGCAGGAAGAGUAUGCUGCAGAAGGCCUGGAGUGGUCUUUCAUCAACUACCAGGACAACCAGUGCUGCCUGGACGUAAUCGAAGGCAGCCCAGUCAGCAUCUUCUCUCUGCUGAACGAGGAAUGCCGCCUCAACAGACCCUCCAACACCAGCCAGCUUCAAACCCGGAUUGACGUGGCUUUGUCUGAUAACCGGUGUGUUAGCAGGGACCGGUUUAGUAAGGAGCCCAACUUCAUCGUCUCCCAUUACGCUGGGGAUGUCCGCUAUCAGGUGGAAGGAAUGGUGGAAAAGAACAAGGACCCCGUCCCCCCGGAACUGGUUCUGUUGCUACAGCUGUCCCAGGAUUCUUUGCUUCAGAAAUUGUUUCCUGUGGAAACCACAAGCCAAAAAACAAGCACAAACGACAUCAGGACUCAGAUGAAACCUGUGGUGGUUACAGUAGUCUCCAAAUUCAAGGGGUCACUCGAGAAGCUGAUGGAGAUCCUGCACAGCACCACCCCACACUACAUCCGCUGCAUCAAGCCCAAUGCAGAUUGCCAGGCAGCUCUUUUCCGAAAGGACGAGGUUCUGCAGCAGCUGGAGGCGUGUGGCAUCGUGGAAGCUGUCAACAUCAGCGCUGCAGGCUUUCCAAUUCGGAUUUCCUUUGAAAGCUUCAUGGAGCGUUAUAAAGUGCUGAGGAGAUCACCAAAGCAAAAGUCAAACACCACGCAUCAGGAGAAUGGCUUCUCCCACAUUAUGGGGAACGGUUUGAUGAUGGCGUCUUCUGCAGAGGACAAAAGCGAUGCUUUACGCUCUGUGGUCCAGGAGAUCCUUCAGCAAAUGUGCCCCCCUGAUGCCCCUCCUCUCAAGCCUACAGAGAAUCAACCCUGUAUUGUGCCAGUUUAUUGUGGGAAAACCAAAGUAUUUAUGACGAACUCCACGCUGGAGCUCCUUGAAGUGGGGCGAGCCAGAGUCUUAGCUGACAAAGCUUUCUGCAUCCAGUGCUGCUGGCGAAGGUUUAAGAGAAGGAAGCUGGCUCAAGAGAGAGUGUCAGCCACAGUCAUCCAGUCAGCUGUUCGCUCAUGGUUGGCCAGGAAACAUUUCCAGAGGCUACGGAAAGCUGUCAGGGUUAUAAAACGGACCUGGAAAAAAUGGAAGGCCAAGAUGGAUGUCCUGGCCGCAGAGGAGUUGGAUGACUUAGAAGGAAGCCCCCUCUCCUCCAGCCUUAAGGCAACCGUUUCAUUGAGCGAGACCCAUAGCAAGUUGGAAAAAACAUGCCCCCUAAAUGCAGCAAUCCAGUUCUGGCCUCUUGGGCUGGUCCUUUCAAGCGGCCCAGUGACACUGGGUGCUUUUCAGAGAGACCUCGCCCUCCUGGCCUGCCUCCAAGUGCUGCAGCAGAACAACCAUCACAAGGCACAGACCAAGCAGCGCACGCAAGGGGUCACCUCCAUCAGAGCCCUCCCACAGGGCUCGAUCAAGUUCCACUGCAGGAAAUCUCCGCUGCUUUACGCAGACACCAGGCCGCACACCCACAACUGCACCAUGACCGGCUUCAACCAGAUUCUCCUCGACAACUACAAGCUCCUUUCAGCUUGAAAACUGACUUCUACGUGCUUUUAUAUACUAUUUACUGCACUUUUUAUGCUUUCUCACUCAACAAGAACCUUCAUCAAGCUGCAUCUCUCCCACUGCAUUUAGGAUACCGUUUCCUCAAAAAUGGUUCCGACUGUCAUGUGGCAUCUCUUGGUGGAAGGUCACAGGGCAAUUCUCUGGGGAAGGCACACCUCCCCGUUACUGCAAGCACUAUUCACACAUGAUAUGUUAAGGGGAGAGCCUAUCACAGAAUUUCUCUGCGACAUAUGUGUUCUAUCCACCCUUUCAAAAUACAGGAGGACAGGCUGUACCUCAUACACACACUUCUCUGGGGACCAAGGGGGCCUUGUGUCCAUGCACAAAAGCUGAGCAGCUUACGCCAACACCUGCCAGAGAGAGAGACUCCACUUCACCCAGCCCUGCAUUUAACAACUUGCCUGCUCACCACAGGUGAUCUGGAAUUCCAUGC
Podarcis raffonei (Aeolian wall lizard) is the source of this 4070-nucleotide messenger RNA. RefSeq names its product myosin XIX (gene MYO19). Gene Ontology annotation, molecular function: microfilament motor activity; actin filament binding; ATP binding. Lineage: Eukaryota; Metazoa; Chordata; Lepidosauria; Squamata; Lacertidae. The record is from RefSeq and is a predicted model, not a curated record. Gene Ontology annotation, cellular component: actin cytoskeleton; cytoplasm; vesicle. The coding region runs from base 626 to 3604 and encodes 992 amino acids. Gene Ontology annotation, biological process: vesicle transport along actin filament; actin filament organization. The transcript has 25 exons.